Syzygium oleosum is the source of this 1290-nucleotide messenger RNA. RefSeq lists its product as uncharacterized. NCBI's taxonomy places the organism in Eukaryota, Viridiplantae, Streptophyta, Magnoliopsida, Myrtales, Myrtaceae. The transcript has 10 exons. Gene Ontology annotation, molecular function: hydrolase activity. The coding region runs from base 193 to 999 and encodes 268 amino acids. The record is from RefSeq and is a predicted model, not a curated record.
CGACAAGAAAACGCAUGAGCUCACAUAAAAUUAGGUGGAAGAGCAGAGGCGCAGAAGAGAGAGAAAGAAGAGAGAGAAAGUGCUGUGGCUCGCCCUCGCAAUCUCCCACUGAUCCAUCAUCAUCCAUCGAGGGUAUCUGCUCUUACACCCGGUGCAGAAAAUCUCGUUUGGUUUUUAUCUCUAAGGAGCCAAAUGAGCUUUUCAGGGUCUUCGAUGGGUUCUGGUUUGUUUGGUCUUCCUUUUCCUUUUUCUCCUUGUUGUGGGCAAACAGCUAGAAAGGCAUUUAACUUUGGAAGGACAUACGUGGUCAGGCCCAAAGGUAAACACCAAGCAACUGUUGUUUGGCUGCAUGGCCUUGGUGAUAAUGGUUCAAGCUGGUCGCAGCUGUUGGAGACCCUACCUCUUCCAAAUAUAAAAUGGAUAUGCCCAACUUCCCCUACACGACCAGUCAGCAUUUUUGGGGGCUUCCCUUCUACUGCUUGGUUUGAUGUUGGAGACCUUUCCGAGAAUGCUGCUGAUGAUUUAGAGGGUUUGGAUGCUACAGCUGCACAUGUUGCAAAUUUGUUGUCAACGGAACCAGCUGAUAUCAAACUUGGUGUUGGAGGCUUCAGCAUGGGAGCAGCAACUGCCCUCUACUGUGCAUCAUGCUGUGCUUUGGGAAAAUACGGGAAUGGCAAUCCUUACCCAGCCAAAAUAAGUACAGUCGUUGGGCUCAGUGGCUGGCUCCCAUGUUCAAAGACCUUGAAAAGCAAGUUAGAAGGGGAAAGUGAAGCUGUGACACGUGCUGCUUCAUUGCCCAUACUUCUCUGCCAUGGCACAAGUGAUGAUGUGGUGCCUUACAAGUUUGGUGAGAAAUCCUCAGGGACCUUGAAAGCUGCUGGGUUCCAAAAUGCGACAUUCAAAUCCUACAGUGGGCUCGGGCACUUCACAAUUCCCGAAGAGAUGGAUCAGGUGUGCGCAUGGCUAUCUUCAAAUUUGGUGCUCGAUGGCUCAUCAUAAGGUGACAAGACAAGUUUCGAGAAAUAACAACCGAGGAAGAGCUGGUGUCGAAGGAGAUUUGUUAAUGAUUGGGAUAAUUUAAUUGGGUGACCCGUAGUUUGUGCUGGUGAUUUCAAUGGUAUACGUACGUUGGCUAUGAGUUUGGUUCUCCUGCUGUCUUUUUCGUAUUAUUUGGCACAUUGGAACCUCAUGAACUCCCGGUGGUGAUUCAUGGUAUCUCAUGUAAACAUACGGUUUGGGGUGGCAAUACCGGGAUUCUGGAAAUCUUAAUUUCAUGUUUGCUUAAGUGCA